GGCCCUUCGCAUUUAAACGGAAUUCCUUGCUACGAGUUUAGUGUUCUGUAGCCAUCCCUAGAAUGUUGAUCACCCCAGCCCUCCACGCAUAUAUGGUGAGACAUAGUGCAGAAUCGUGAGUCAACCCAAUCUAGUUUCCACAAGUCAAGGGACGACAGGCAUGCAAUGACCUAAACUUCCCCCUUCACGCGUACUGCCCCUCCUUAGACCAUCGCAUACAAAAACCCUCGAACUCGGCCUUAGAGAAGAGAAUUCAUCAUCGCCCAGCAUCACCAACAAGCAAGCUUCUAGUCACUCUUUUACAGUCACUCAUUAAGUAUUUUCAUCACCAACACCCGAUUCUUCACACCUCUUUUCACACCAACCCCCAAAAACACAUUUCAAAAUGCAGCAACGCAACAUCCUCGCUCUCAUCUCCCUGCUCGCCGCAGCAGCCAACACCGCACCAGUCGGCACCCCACCAGCCGUGAGCGCCUUGGGCCCCGUAGCCAGCACCAUGCUGGAGAACACCGCCCGCGCAGCCCCAGCCGUCGUCGCAGGCGGCGUAGGCGAGGGCUCCCGCGGCGGCGAGCACUCCGCCGAAGCGGAGCAAGAAGCGCAGCGCCACGGGCAGCACGCCGAGGCCGCCGAGCAGGGCGCCGCAGGCGGAGGCCAGCACGCGGCUGAAGAGAGCCAGGGCGCAGCCGCACAGGGACAGCACCAGGCGAAGCAAGGCCAGGAAGCAAGCAAGGAAGGCGAGCACUCGUUCGAGCAGGGCCAAGGAGCGCAGAAGCAGGGACAGCAUGCGGCGGAGGAGGACCACCGCUUCAGCGAGCACGGCAACGGGGGUAAGCACGCGGGCAGCUUCGGGGCGAACCGCGGGGCUUCAAAGGAGGGUGUCGCAUACAACAACAAAGACGGUGCGAACAGCGGCGACCGGUUCGCCAUGGACAAGUCGGACGGGUUCCACGCUGCGGCUGAGGGGUCUAAGGAGGCUUCUGAGGGGUCGAUGGCGAAGGGUCAGGGCCGCAAGCACGCGCAGGAGGCCUCUCAGGCCGCUGAGCAGGACUCCAAGGCUGCUAUUGAGGGGUCGCAGGCCAAGCAGGAGGGCUCGAUGGGCGGUGCUGAGGGAUCCAGGGCCGGACGUGAGGGCUCGAUGGGAGAGUCCGAGGCGUCGAGGGCUAAGAACCAGGGGGCUGGUGGUGAGCAGGGCUUUGGUGCUUUCUUCAAGGGACUGGGUCUUGGAAACUAGAUGUAAGAGUUUUUCGCAUUUGAGUUGGGAUGUUUGGAUUUUUGCUAAUUGAUGUGCAUAGCGCGAAUCGCGAUUGCUUCAUCACCUGCUAUUAGGCGAAUACCUUGGGAGGUAACUUAUCUUAUGAAAUAGGAAGGGGUGUCAGAUUGAAAUCAUGUAGGGAUUGCAUUGCGGUGGUAUAGACGGAAAGUAUCGGUAUCUGCUUUAUCUCGGUCAUGUUUUUUUUUAUGUAUUAAUAUACGAUCAAUCAAC
Messenger RNA from Annulohypoxylon maeteangense, 1483 nucleotides. RefSeq lists its product as uncharacterized. NCBI's taxonomy places the organism in Eukaryota, Fungi, Ascomycota, Sordariomycetes, Xylariales, Hypoxylaceae. Bases 386 to 1231 code for a protein of 281 amino acids. The record is from RefSeq and is a predicted model, not a curated record. The transcript has a single exon.